GUUGGGUGCCUAGCUUUGCAGAAACAGAGCGUGUAUCACACAUAAACCCUAGAAAUUAUCUGUAGUUGCACCAGCAUACCAAUACCAAUUUAGGAUAUGCACCAGCAACUAAGGCUUGGUUAUCCAUUUCAUAUAUAAGGCGAUGUUGGAUUCACGGCCUACUGAGACUAGUUGAGAUCUGCCUGUUAGCAAUCAACCCAAAUGCUGCCCCUCCAGAUGAUGAUGGUCCUGGUGUCCAUGUCUUUGGUUGUGUCCCCUUCAAUGGGCAUACCAACGGACGACAAGUGCAAGUGCCUCAUGUGCGUCUGCGACCUGGAUCCGCACCCGCUGCCGCCGGCAAUGCCGUCGCGCCACCCAGCGCCUUACCCGCCACCGUCGGAGCCAGAGCCAGAGCCAGAGCCAAAGCCUGAGCCACAGCCGGAACCAGAGCCGGAGCCAAAGCCUGAGCCUGAGCCACAGCCGGAGCCGGAGCCCGAGCCGAAGCCAAAGCCACAGCACUGCCCGCCUCCGCCGGAGCCUGUGCCGACGCCAGUGUACUACUACUACCCACCGCCGUCGGAGCCGGAACCAACGCCCGUGUACUACCUUCCACCGCCGGCUGAGCCGUACGUGUACCCGUACGUGCAGCCGGCGCCGGUGUUUGGCAUAGUGGGGACGCCGGGGCAGAUGUACCCGCGUGACAGCAUGUUCAACCCGUCCAGCGCCCACCGGAAGCUCUGUCGUGGGAUAUCCUCCGUAGUUCUCGCCUCCUCGAUCGUGGCAGCAGGGCUACUGUCAUUGCUCAUAUAAUGUACCUAGAAUACAUUCAGUCCACAGACUGAACCUGAUCAGCAACCAAUUGGCAUGUAAUGCUUCAUUCCGCUGACGAUGCUACUUCUGUUUUUCUUCCCCUUCAUUUCAAAUGUGUAACUCUGAAAGAAAAAUGCGAAUGAUGUGUGACUUUGUAUUUGUUCGUGCGUGUGCUGCAACUGCGCAUAUUUGUAUAGUGAAAACAAAUUCCAGUGA
This is a messenger RNA of Triticum aestivum (bread wheat), 1005 nucleotides long. RefSeq names its product protein TsetseEP. The record is from RefSeq and is a predicted model, not a curated record. The coding region runs from base 202 to 789 and encodes 195 amino acids. The transcript has a single exon. NCBI's taxonomy places the organism in Eukaryota, Viridiplantae, Streptophyta, Magnoliopsida, Poales, Poaceae.